Molecule: messenger RNA, 1832 nt
Organism: Onthophagus taurus
Lineage: Eukaryota; Metazoa; Arthropoda; Insecta; Coleoptera; Scarabaeidae
Source: RefSeq, a predicted model, not a curated record
ACAUAAAUCGAAACAGUAAGUUUGUAGUUUUCAGCAUAUUGCAAUGACAUCGCUAGGUAAAAAAGUACACUAUUUUAACAAAGCUGAUAUUGGGGUUCCUAGAGAAUUUAGAAAUGUAUCGCAUUUUGAAAUUGAUCACAAAACGAGUAAUCAUGUAGUUUCCAAAAGGGUUUGUUAUUAACUAAUAAUUUCUUUAAUUAUUCAUUUGUAUUCAUCUAUUUAAGUAUCCAAAACUUACCAAAUUUGAUAUUGGUGUCCCCAAAGACUUUAAACAUGUUUCACAUAUCAGUCGAAACAAAAAUGACAGUUUUGGUGGUAAAGUAGGAGAAUUUAUUAACAAUUUUAUUAAUAAUCAUGACGCAAGAAAUGCUGUUGAAAAAAUAAUUGAAAAUGAAGAACCUAAAGCUAUACAUGAAACUGAAAUACCUCCAAUACCUCCACGAAUGCCAUUACAAGCUACUAAAAUCAAGAAAAGAUUGGCACCGCUUCCUCCUGACGGACUACCACGAAAACAUUAAUAAAUCUUACUGAGAACAUGUAGUGUUUAAUUUUGUUGAUUUUGAAACAUUAACAGGAAAAUUUUGCUAUCGCAAUAAAAACAAAUUGUUUAAUCAUUUAUUUAAAUAAAGAUACAGAUAAAAUCCUACACUAUAUCAUUCAUCAACCCAGUAUUCAUUUAGCAACAACAAAAUGAAGAAAUUAAAGAAACUCAAAAACGUAGAAUCAUUGUUAUUAAGUAGAGAUGAAAAUUUAAAAAUUUUCGAAUUACUCGGAUACGGGUGUGAAUCCAAAUCGACCGCAAUCGUCCAAUUAUUCCAAACGGAACAUCCAAAGCAUGAUGAAUGGAUUAAGCACCAUACAGGAAUUGUGUGUCUGAUUAAAGAUUAUAACCUAAAAACGUAUUUCUUUAGAUUAUAUUGUUUUGAUAGUUGCACAUUAAUAUGGGAAUAUAAAAUUCCACCCGCAUUCUCAUACGUAUUAAGUGCUAAGUUUUUACACACAUUUAUCGGAGAGGGCUGCGCUUAUGGCUUAUCUUUUACCGAUGAAAUCGAGGCUUCUUCAUUCUUCCAAAGCGUUCAAGAAAUCGUUAAAAAAAUUAAAAUCCCAAAACAAACGGGUACCAUAAAAAAAAUAAAAAGGCAAGACACUACAAAAAAAUCUUUUCGAAAAAAUCACAGAUUCAUCAUAAGUAACCCAGUGGAAUUCAAACACGUCCAACAUUAUGGGUUUAGUGAUUGGAGAGAAUUGGAUACGAAAAUAUUAAAAUUAAGUGGGAAAAAUGAAACAUCAAAUGGUGAUGAAUCUAAAGUUAUUUCACCAAGAAAAGUGACAUUUGAAGAUGAAGUAGAAACUAAUAUAUCCACAACCAAACCUAAAGAAGAAUCGCAAUUUAAUUAUUUUGAAGAUGAAGUAGAAAUUAACAUAUCCACACCCAAACCUAAAGAAGAAUCGCAAUUUAAUUUUAUGGCCGAGUUAAAUUCAAAAAUUGAUAAUAAACAAAUAAGAAAUGAGGAGGAAAACUUUUCCAAUUUCUGUCAGACAUUAAAAGUCGACGAAGACAAGGAAUUUUUAACACACGCUAUUAUUAACAGACAUCGUAAUAUAUGCGAUGAUUCAUCCGAUAGUGAUAGCGACAAUUGGGAUUAGCAAGAAAUUUUAUUUAAAUAAACUUUAAAUCAUCAACUAAAUGCUUUAAUAAUCAACUACUAAAUACAUAGUUGUUUUGACAGUUAAUUGAAAACGUUCUACAAAAAAAUUUUUUAACCUCCAUAAUUAUUUUAUUUAAUUUUUUAUUUUAAUUGUAUAAAUUAAUCGAAUCAAUAAAAGUUAAU